CCGGCUCCACACUGCAUGCUGCGCAGUCAGCCUAGUCAACCCGGUCUCGCGCGUCUCCCGGGCCCUCUCGCCUCUGCAGUCUGCUGCACUGCCGGCUGCCGCGCGGAAAGGACGCCCAUGCCUCGCCACGGCCAUGCGCUGCUCGCCGCGCUCCUCGCGUCCGCGGUCGCCGCGGCGAGCGCGCAGCCGAGCUACGAUGGCUACGGCCAGCAGGAGCACGUCAGCACGGCCAUGAUCGCGCUCCUGGCCGCCGUCGUCGCGGUGUUCGUCUUCAUCGCCUUCUUCACCGUCUACCUCCGCCACUGCACCGGCUACGGGGCCAGGUCAGCCGACGGCGACGACCGCGCCAUGCGCAAUUUCGACGCCUUCAUCUCGCGGUCGAGGAGGCAGCGGCGGCCGCGCGGGCUCGACGCCGAGGUGGUUGAGGCUUUCCCCACCAUGAAGUACGCCGAGGCCAAGGCGCUCCGGGUCGGCAAGCAGGGCGGCGGCGCGCUGGAGUGCGCGGUGUGCCUCAGCGAGUUCGAGGACGAGGAGCGGCUCACGCUCCUGCCCAAGUGCAGCCACGCCUUCCACCCGGACUGCAUCGGCGAGUGGCUCGCCAGCCACGUCACCUGCCCCGUCUGCCGCUGCAACCUCGACCCAAACAAGCAGGAUACCAGUAGCGACGAGGAGCUCGGCAGUUUCCCUCCGAUUCCAGUGGCGAGCAGCAUCUCCAGCGAAACUGCGUUGUCAGGGCAGGGACCGCUACCAGUGGCCGUGGUGAUCGAUGUGAUCACCGAGGCGGAGGAAGAGGUGCGGAGGCAGGAGGCACUGGAGCUGCAGCAGAUAGGGACGCAGCGGCGAGCCGUGCGGUCGCGGUCGGGGCGCAAGCCGGCUCCGACGCAGCUCGCUCGGUCGCACUCUACGGGCCACUCCCUCGCCGUCCGGCUCGACCGCGACCUGGAGCGGUUCACGCUCCGGCUGCCGGAGCACGUGCGCAGGGAGAUGGUCGCCGCGGGCGAGCACCACAGCAUGCAAUUGCGUCGCGGGCGAAGAGCCGGGGAAGGAAGCAGCCGCGGCGGCCGAAGCGCACCUCUCGGCCGGCCGGGCAGAUGGCAGUCGCUUCUGGCGGGGACGUUCUCCGGGAAGCUGUCCUUCUUUUCGGCGUCCAGGAGGAUAACGGUUAGCUCCGAGCUGGGAGAAGUGUCGUCCUCGUCGUCCACGAGGGGGAGAGGGAAGCGCGUGGCCGCCGUUGAUGCCGCCGACGUUCCAGCUAUAGGGAGCGUUCGCCUUGACCGCAUCGGAGGCAGCGGCGGGUCCGGUGCAAAAGCUGGCGCUGCGUCGCGCGAGGUGGCGGCAGCGGCGGACGAGGAGAAGAAGGCAGCAGCUACGCAGCAGGUUCCCACGUAGAAUGGGAACAGCAGAUUUGAACGUUUUGUACAAACUAGCUUGAAAGCGAUCUUGUUUCACACGCGAAAGAAAUGGCCCUUUUGAUCUGCGGGCCAGGGAACAGGGUGGUAGUUCUCCAAAUUCGGUUGAAGUUGAAAACAUGAGAUUUACAAAUGCUAUUUUGCAAUUUUGUGCAGGAGCAGAAACGUAACCUACAGGCAGAGAUGUCUGAACAGAAGUUGAAUUUUCUGCUCUGUAUCUAUGCACUUUACCAAGUUGUGCAUUCGUGCUUCACUUCCUAGCGCUGAUCCUUUCUGUUGGUAUGCA
Messenger RNA from Sorghum bicolor (sorghum), 1695 nucleotides. RefSeq names its product E3 ubiquitin-protein ligase ATL31. The transcript has a single exon. NCBI's taxonomy places the organism in Eukaryota, Viridiplantae, Streptophyta, Magnoliopsida, Poales, Poaceae. The coding region runs from base 16 to 1389 and encodes 457 amino acids. The record is from RefSeq and is a predicted model, not a curated record.